Molecule: messenger RNA, 2240 nt
Organism: Bactrocera dorsalis (oriental fruit fly)
Lineage: Eukaryota; Metazoa; Arthropoda; Insecta; Diptera; Tephritidae
Gene: Cda4
Product: chitin deacetylase 1
Exons: 8
Coding region: 228-1715 (495 amino acids)
Biological process (GO): carbohydrate metabolic process
Cellular component (GO): extracellular region
Molecular function (GO): chitin binding
Source: RefSeq, a predicted model, not a curated record
ACGACGUUCAGUUGACGGUCUACAUUCGUUCGGGAAGUAUCGUCGCUGUGGUUACGGUAGUGGCUGUUAGUGCGUGGAUCCAGAGGAAGAAGAGCGAGAGAGGACCUAAUAGUUGAAUUAAUUUGGUGUUAAACGCUUUUCAAUCGCAUUUAAGCGGUUGUUAGAAUAUACACUAACAAAAGACGUAUCUUUGCAUAGAUAUCGCUUGUUUUCGGUUUAAAAAUAAAAUGCAUAAACGUACGAUGGACUUAACUCUGGCGUUAAGUGCUUUGUUGGCACUUUCUUCCUUCGCAGCUGCACAAAAAGAAGAUUUCCAAUGCCCCUCCACUAUUGCGAACGGAAAUUAUGCUGAUCCAGUCACUUGUCGGCGAUUCUAUCAGUGCGUCGAUGGUUUCCCUUACUUGAAUCGCUGUCCGUCCGGCCUGUACUUUGAUGAUCAACAAAAGUUCUGCACCUUCAAGGAUGAAGCCAAAUGUGGGCCACUCCCAACAACACCAACACCAGCAACAGAUGCCCCGGCUGAUAUAGCGCAGCGUUGCAACACCGAAGAGUGUCAAUUGCCAUAUUGCUUCUGCUCAAAGGAUGGCACACAAAUUCCGGGCGGUUUGGAUGCGGAAAAGAUUCCACAAAUUAUCCUGCUAACUUUCGAUGGUGCUGUAAACUUGAAUAAUUACGAUCAUUAUUUGAAAAUCUUCAACGGCAAGCGCACGAAUCCAAAUGGCUGUGCAAUUCGUGGUACUUUCUUCAUGUCGCAUGAGUACAGCAAUUACCAACAAAUUCAACAUCUCGGCUAUGCUGGACACGAGUUCGCCACCGAGAGUAUUUCACAACAACAAGGACUGCAAGACAAAGGCUACGAGGAAUGGGUUGGUGAAAUGAUUGGCAUGCGUGAAAUACUCAAGCGCUUCGCCAACGUGUCCGUCAACGAUGUGGUCGGUAUGCGUGCGCCAUUCUUGAAGCCCGGACGCAACACACAAUAUAAGGUUAUCGAAGACUUCGGCUACAUCUAUGACAGUUCGAUCACGGUGCCACCGGUUAACGUACCCAUCUGGCCGUACACGCUCGACUUUAAAAUCUCGCAUGAAUGCAAGAGCGGCACGUGCCCGUCGAAGAGCUUCCCUGGCGUGUGGGAGGUGCCACUCAACACUCACUAUGUCGAAGGUUAUGAGGGCGGUCACUGUCCCUAUCUGGAUCAAUGUGUGCUUCACAAUUUGGACGAGGAUGAGGUGUUCGCUUGGCUGCAAGAGGAUUUCACACGUUACUAUGAACAGAAUAAGGCGCCCUACAUGAUGCCAUUCCACACCAAUUGGUUCCAAACAAAACCGCUCGAAAAUGGCCUGCAUAAAUUCCUUGAUUGGACACUUGAACUUCCCGACGUCUACAUACUCACCAUCACCCAAAUGCUGCAAUACAUGACCGAUCCCAAAGAGUUGCGUGACGUCAACACCAUCGAAUCGUGGAAGUGCGACAAGAGUGUUGCUGUUGCACCGAAACCAUGCAACAUCUGGAAUACCUGCGCGCUACCCUUCAAGAUACCCGAACAGAAUGUGACGGACACACGCUACAUGGAGACUUGUCGCGAAUGCCCCAAUGUCUAUCCAUGGUUGGGUGAUGCUGGCGGCACUGGCAUUUCGGGACGUGACAAUUACAUUUUCUCUGGGCCAGCGAGCGGCGGCGAGGACGGCGAUGAGGCUGGCGCUGAGGAGGAGAAGUAGAAGCGCAAUGAAGGGUAACUACUGUAGCAGUGCGACGUAAAGUUGUAAAGGUGCGCUAAGCUAGUGUAAGCUGUUAGCUAAAAAGUUUCAAGGGUCAGGUGACAAGUGUCAACUGACAGCUGCUGUCAACUGUCAACUGCCAACUAAGUGUGAAGUGUUUUGUGUUUACAUUUUCAGUUUUACGCUCGGUUUUUGUUAUCUCCUACUGUCAACUUACAUAUAUUUAAUUCAAGUUUAAUUCUCUUUUUUUUUAGUUUGUUUGGGAGCCAUUUAUAAAAUGUGCCAAUUAAUGUUUACAAUUUUGCUUUUCUUUAUCAAUUGUACAGCUACAGAGUCGUUAACCUUUUUUUUGUGUUCCCUGUGGAAUUGUUAAUUAUUUUUGCUCAAAUGGUUUCCAUUUUUUUUUUACUGCAUUUUCAAAAUACUCACAGUUCUUCUAGCUGUUUUAGUGUUUAAGCCAUGAAAUCGUGUCAAUCGUAGACGUUAAGCAAAUACAAAUAAAAUUGAUUUUUUAUGAAGUGAAAA